AUGUCCAAUCUCUAUUCGGAUAAAACAAAUAAAAAGAAGAAUGGAAACGCAAUGACGAAUAUCAUAAGAGCGAAGAAGUACGCGUGCGCCUCGUGCGCGGCGCGCUUCCACACGACGUCCAACCUGCGCUCGCACGAGCGCCGCGCGCACCGCCCGCCCGACCAGCGCUACGCGUGCGCGCGCUGCGAGCGGCGCUUCCACGACCGCACCAAGCUGCGCCGGCACCUCGACGCGCACGACCACGUCAAACGGUUUAAAUGCGAUCACUGUCUCGCGCGAUUCUCUCGUCGCUGUCACUGGAAGCGGCACCUGGAGAGACAGCACGCCGUGUCGGUGCCCCCCCAGCGGCCCGGCCGGCGACCCACGCGCCUGCUGCUGGGGGAGCAGCCGCAGUGACGCGCAGCGACGCAGUCGCGGGGACACUCGUGGCGACUCGCAGGCCGCCGGGAGAGGAUCUCUUCGUGACGGUGCGCGACGUCGACGCGACGCCGAGUGAGAUUACGGAUUAUUGUUACG
Vanessa atalanta (red admiral) is the source of this 516-nucleotide messenger RNA. RefSeq names its product zinc finger protein 691-like. The record is from RefSeq and is a predicted model, not a curated record. Gene Ontology annotation, cellular component: nucleus. The transcript has 3 exons. Gene Ontology annotation, molecular function: RNA polymerase II transcription regulatory region sequence-specific DNA binding; DNA-binding transcription factor activity, RNA polymerase II-specific. Gene Ontology annotation, biological process: regulation of transcription by RNA polymerase II. The coding region runs from base 1 to 396 and encodes 131 amino acids. NCBI's taxonomy places the organism in Eukaryota, Metazoa, Arthropoda, Insecta, Lepidoptera, Nymphalidae.